AUGAGUCUACCUUCUAGUAAAGACUCAAAUGGCUUGCUAUGUAUGGAUUCCUCAGAAGGACGUGGCAACGAGAACAUUGCUGCUAUCUAUGGAAUACAUCUAAAACAUAAGAUGUCUGAAACGAACCUGAGGUCGAGGCGGAUAAUGGGUCUCGAAGGUGUCAGCAUUACAAAGAAGACCCUUUUGCAAAAGGCUAAAUCCGAAAAGCUGGGCCGGGAGAGCUUACGCCGAAUAGAAACUGGAAACUCAAAAGAUUCUUGGUCUUGCGGACGGAGUUCCCUCACGAAAGAGGAAAUGCCUCAACCGCGAUUCAACCUUAAUAGGGACGGUUGA
Molecule: messenger RNA, 333 nt
Organism: Orbilia oligospora ATCC 24927
Lineage: Eukaryota; Fungi; Ascomycota; Orbiliomycetes; Orbiliales; Orbiliaceae
Exons: 1
Coding region: 1-333 (110 amino acids)
Source: RefSeq, a predicted model, not a curated record